AUGGCGGUUUCCACAGUUUACAGUGACGAGGGCGCAUUCUUUGGUUCAGGGAAGAGGAGGUUUUUUGAUAGGAGAACAACCCUGAACACCUUCCUUCCUCAAUCAAAUGUUUCGUGGUUGGGAGUUUCUCACGUUGGCCACUCCCGCGGCGAGGCUGAGAUCUACAUGUUUCAGGAUGAAGGGUUAGAGGACCCAAGUAGUCGGGGGCCCCCUGGAGCCUUCCAAGGUUCCAGGGGGGGGUUCAUGAUCAGCGGGGAUGCGAGCCUGGUCGAGGACAGAGGCGAGCGGGGUUUGGAGGGGGUUCUGGCAGGGGUUGACCCGGCGCAAAGGGGCGGGGCGCAGUUUGAAUGGCGCACAGGGCUCAUGGCCUGCAUCAGCGAAGAUGUCAGCAGUCGCAUCAUCUUCAUUGGCAAAGGCGGGGGUUGCGCAUGA
Molecule: messenger RNA, 432 nt
Organism: Klebsormidium nitens
Lineage: Eukaryota; Viridiplantae; Streptophyta; Klebsormidiophyceae; Klebsormidiales; Klebsormidiaceae
Source: the annotation of a GenBank genome assembly